ACGGUCGUCUAGGCGGCCAUUCUUGAGUUUACCUCUGCCGUGCCAACACUUUGCUGUUCAGGUGUGCUCCUCCAGUGGCUCUGGCACAAUUCAUUGGCCUCUGGGUCUACCAUACUGCAAAGUGCCAUCGGUCGCCACUCUUUUUUAUGUGUCGUGCUAUUGAACCGUUAUCAAGUGAACAUACACCGUGAAUGUAGAAGUCACAAGAUUCUUCAUCAAGUCGAUCCUCUCCCACGGAAAAAAGUGUUGACGUGGUUUUUAUCAAAUUGGGUGUGAGUGAAUAUUUUUUUUCUCGGAUCAUCCCAAAAAAAAAAAGUAAAUCUCUUUGGAAAGAAAGGUGAAUUGAUCUUAUAAAGAUCAAUGGAGUGUAUUUCGUGAAAGCAAUGAUCGUGUAUCUUUGAAAAAUCUUUUUGGGUAAUCAAGUCUGUAGAUGGAUACUGAUCGUGUAAGACGCCAUUUUUGAAGAGGCAUCCACCUCACAAAAAUAUUUCCCUGAAUCAGGAGACGAUGGAAGUGUAGUGGUCGGCUGGUGUGCCUGGUAAAUAAGACGGACUUGUGAGUGUGUGUGUUCCAAAGAGAAAUACCUGUUGAAGUGAAGACGAAGCACUGGUCAGGGAAUAAGAAGAAAACAAAUUGGUAGAAUAAGUCGAAGAGGAGAAAAACGAAGAGGAAGUGAGAUAGAAGAGGAAUCUUUGGUGGUUGUGUUUCAUCGUGUGUGACCCACAAUGGGUGAUUCUACACCGAUAUGUCGCUGUCGGGUACUGUAUUUGGGCAGUGCCGUGCCACGCCAGAGCAAGGAUGGUCUGCAGGGUAUUCAGGAGCCCCUGAAGAGUCUAUAUCCCUCUGAAGGUGCCGUGGGUGCUAAAGGCAUAGACUCCUGGCUCAGUGUCUGGUCCAAUGGUAUACUGCUGGAGAAUGUGGAUGAGAACAGGAAGCAGGUGACACGCUUCUUCCCAAUUGACUCACUCCACUAUUGCGCAGCAGUGAGACAAGUACUUAUUCCUGAGCGUAAUGCUAGUCCAGAGCCCAAGUUCCUACCGCUGGACUCACCCUUUGCACGUACACCACGUGCCCAGCAUCCGCCUAUUUUCGCCGCGAUUCUCAGGCGAACUACAGGCAUCAAAGUACUUGAGUGUCAUGUCUUCAUUUGCAAACGGGAGGCAGCAGCCAAUGCGUUGGUCAGGUGCUGCUUUCAUGCCUAUGCUGAUAAUUCCUACGCCAGACAACUCGAGGGCAGCACUUCAGGCAGUGUCUAUGGCACACUAGGGAAGCCUAAUGGUGAAGGAUGGCGUUCGAGAGCCGGCAGCACCACAACUCUCAACAGCGUGGGACGACAGCCAGUUACAAAUGGAGUGGAUUCAUUUACAGUCAAGAAUUUAUAUGCGAGCAGUGCAGAUUUGGAUGUAGUGGACGAUGGUGAGGGAUCAAUGUACAAUGGCGAUGAGAAUCACAAGGUGUGGACAGGAUCGACGGAUCAGCUGGAUGGAUGUGGUCUCGAGGGUCCCUAUGAUAUCUACUCCGGUGGCACAUCUACUCUAGGGCGACCGGCGCGCGCCCGUCAAAUUAGCGCCCCCGUGCCAGUACCUCCUCCACCCAAAGAGGAGGUGAAGAAGAAGAAGGAGAAGAAGCAGCGUUCUAGUGUCGGCAGCCAAAGUCUCUCCGGAACCCUCAUACGUCCCAAGCCUGUACAUGCUAGUUCCCUCACACUCACCCGUCAGCCGCCGCCGCAUAUGAUCUACGGUCCCAUUCCUGGCCAUCCACCUUCCCGCCAAUUUCACACUCUCACACACCGGACCGGCUACACGAACGGGCACGUGCCCACGGGACGACCUCCCAUGAUGCCCAUGAUGCCACUGCCCAUGCCGCCGAUGCCCAUUAUGCUGCCGCCGCAGUAUGCUACUCUGCAGACGCCGGGCAGCAAGGGAGGCAAGAAGAAGAAAGAAAAGAUGAUGAAUGGGCGAGCGAAUGGUAUUCCCCUUGGGGUUCCCGUACCAACACCACUCUUCGCUUACCCGCCUCCAGCCCAAAUGGUGCCCGAACCCCGGCCACUUGCCAUGAGCAAUCGCAAAUUGGCCCAAAGCGCUGCAGCAGGCUUAGAGGAUUCUGGAAAUUCUGGUGCAGAAUCCCCAGGUGGCACAGGAAUUUACAGGCGGAAGGGUCACCUGAACGAACGUGCAUUCAGUUACUCUAUCCGCCAGGAACAUCGAAGUCGGAGCCACGGAUCUUUGGCCAGUUUGCAAUUUAAUCCGCCUGAUAUGAAGAAAGAGCGCGAGAUUGCUCAGAUGGUGGCUGGAUUGGAUCUCAAUGACGGAGCCAGUUCGACACUGCAAAGGCGAGCAAAUAUGACGCCUGGGUCAUCUGGAACAUUUGGCAAGCCCAGGAGAUAGUUCUCAAACAAAACGAACGAUCUGAGCUAUUGAGGUGUGUUUCGGACAACCGAAAUUUCACACUAUUAGCCAUACAUCUGAGAUACAGGUCCGUGUGAAAAUUAAUUGCGCACCCAAAUUUUUUUUAUAUCUUUUUAAUUUAUAAAGUUUUGAAGGAUUUUAAAGAUCCCUUCCCUAAGUUAUUCAGUAGAAUAUGAGGUUCAAUUAAGCCAAAUUUCAAUAAAACAUUAAAAUAUCAAAAGCUUUUACUUGCUCUUUAAAAUCUUCUGUUCCAGACAACUUUUUAAUUAUUUUUGAGAUCUUUAAUACAAUACUGCCAAAUUUUACUGGCAUUUUCAAAACAUUUUCUAGAAUGUUAAAUACAUUACAUUAAAAAAAAUUGGAUUUAAUUUAAAGAGCUCAAUUUCUCUACUCCAUAUUUUAUUUUAAUAUUAUGAAAACUAAAAAAUGCGGGUAUUCUAAUAUACAGUGGACAAUUAUUUUUGUUUAUUUCCCUUUUUUGAACAAUUUUUUUUUCAAUUCAAUGUAUUUCUCCUCAAGUAUGCUUAAUGCGGCUGCCGACCGACUUCACUACCGAUCUCAUCAGGUAAACGGCAGAAACCACUGAAUCACUGAUCGUAUAUGCCAAGUGUUUGAAGAAAUCGAUAUGGGACUAAUUUUAUUUUGUGAAUUAUAUUUUAAAGCAGGUAUAUUAGAAUGUAAAAAAUAGAAUUAAAGCGUACACGUGGCAAAAGUUGUUCAGUGUAUGCAAUAAAUUGGUUAAAAAUAUCCUAGAAACUGUGCUUAAAAGUGAAUGAGAUAACUAAAAUUAAGUAUCGAUCAGUCAUAUUAAAAUGUCAAACACUUGUACAUCAAACAGAAGUAAUUGUAUACUGCUCAUAAUGGCAUAAACAUAUUAAAAUUUGGUUUGUAAACAUGUUUUCGAAUAUGAGUGAGUGAGAGGGAGCUCCACUAAACCGAGAUAUCACUCACUCUUUCUGAAAUGUCAAACACAUUUUACAAAAUAUAAUUUGUUGUGUUUUGCUCAGUAAAUAAAUUAUUUCUAGUCGUCUCCAGUUUCGGAAAUAUCUUUACAAAACAAAAGAAAAUAUGCGUAUGCCAUAAUUUUUUAACUAUUUAAGUUGCGCAUAAUUGGAUUGAGUAAAUAUAAUUAAGUCCCCAAUAUUUGGAUAAAGUGCUUAAAAAUAUCUGCUCAAAAAAUAGUUUGUAGUUGGAUACUGUAACUUCAUUUUGAGGAAGUCACGUUUAAGAUAUGACCUUUGAUUCUAUCAAACAAUUGAAUUUAUUUCUUUGUGUUGGACACUUCCCGACACGAUUAGAAAUUCUUUACACAAAGUCCUUCAAAUUAAUAAUUGAAAAGAUAUUAGUGAGUGCAUAGAUAUUUUGCAGUCGGACCUGUAAUCUCAGUUGGAUUCAUUCCACGUCUAUUCUGCUGAGAUAAGAGGAAGAUAUUGACUGAAUUCUAAAAUAUUCAAAUUGAGUAUUUUACGUAAAAACAGAGAAUUGUGUAAAAAUGUUAGGAAUGUUUUUUAUAGGUAGAAAUCUUUUUAAAUACUUGGGUUAAAGCAACGAAUAACAUAUUAAUUUUCUUAAUAAUUAAUCCAUUAUCAUUUUGGCCUGAAAAGUCUAGUAGGAGGCAUGACAAAAUGACGAUAAUUGAGUGUCUCCAUGAAGAAAAAAAAUGGAAUAAUUAAACUGUGAAUUUGCAUAAAAGUUGUGGAACUUUCGAAUUAUUGCUAUACUUGACCUUCCAACAUGCCAACCAGGGCAAAAAUUCUUGGCAAAUUUUUGCGCAAUUAAAUCAACUUUCGAGUUAAUUUUCUUUGUGCAAAGUUAGUCUUUUGCAAUUAGGCACUAGAAAUUUUAUUUUUAUAGGGAGAAAUUACUAUGUCUACUGAAAUUCUCUCUGAAUUGUCUGGAGAGUUCUUAGUCAUCUCUUUUUGCUAAAGUGCAGAUGAUGAUGGAUAUGGGAGGGAAAUUACAAUAACAGUAACGGCUUUGGUAGGAGAUAAAUUGUAGUUACAUGUUGCAUUUUUAAGACGUGCAAAAACUACCGUAAUACUCAAAGAAUAGUAACAUUUUCUUGCACCGUUUUCACAAUGAAAAACCAUCCAAUUUGUACAGUCUCUGAAGGUGAAAAGCACCAUAUGGGUGUUGAACGCAAAAACAAAAUAUCUGAAAGAGUUCAAUGCUAAAAGAAGAAAAUCGAUGAAGUAUAAAUAUUUUUUUUUGCAUAUGUAAUAAUAAUUUGUAAUCUUUUAUAAAUACAUUUUAUCGCUCUAUUAUUACGAUGAAUAUCUAAUGUUGUGUCUAAGUGUUGUAAAGAUUGGAAAAUCUACAGCACUGAAACAGAAAACGCCAUGUGCCUUACUAGGUGUAAAAUUGUUAAUCAAAGAAAUGAAGAAGAGAAAAUGAAGAAAAUGAUUAUAUUACUUGUAAUGAAUAUGAAAAAUUUAUUGUAAUUGUAGGCUUAAAGUGGAAAACAGUUUUGAGUACAUUGAGGAGCUAAUAAAAGUAAUAAAUAUCUCACA
Molecule: messenger RNA, 4918 nt
Organism: Phlebotomus papatasi
Lineage: Eukaryota; Metazoa; Arthropoda; Insecta; Diptera; Psychodidae
Exons: 2
Coding region: 726-2387 (553 amino acids)
Source: RefSeq, a predicted model, not a curated record